AUGGGAAACGAAAAUAUAGACUUGGAAAAUCUAAACAGUGCUUCAGAAAAACUAAAUACGGACUCAGCUAACGAUGUCGAUGUUUUGGAAAAAAUAUUAUCACAUGUUGGCAGCAUGGGACGGUAUCAACGAUUGCUCCUUAUUAUUAUGAUGCCUUUUGGAUACACCUAUGCUUUCCUUUACUUUGUGCAAAUAUUUAUAACUGUAACACCGCAGAACUAUUGGUGUAAAAUUCCUGAGCUGGCUAAUUUAAGUAUGGACUUAAGGCGAAAUUUAUCAGCACCUGGAACCGCUUGGGGCAGCUAUGAGCGAUGUGUGACAUUUGAUACAAAUUGGACAGAAGUGCUGGAUACUUUGACUGUUCCGCCGGCUGACACGGCACUGAUACCAUGCCCACAUGGCUGGGAGUUCGAAUUCAGCGAUAUACCUUAUGAAACUGUUUCUACAGAGAGAGAAUGGGUGUGCGAUCGAGCUAACUAUGCCCCCACCGCUCAAUCUGCGUUCUUUUGUGGAUCUAUAGUGGGCACUAUAUUGUCUGGAUGGCUGGCUGACCGCUUUGGCCGAGUACCUGCCCUUAUAGGAACUAAUUUGGUGGGAGGUAUUGGUGGUAUAGCGACCACGUUCACUACAGGUACAUGGGACUUUAUUUUGUGCAGAUUCAUUGUCGGUUUAGCGUUCGAUAAUUGCUUUAUGCUGGUAUAUAUUUUAGUUCUUGAAUUUGUGGAGCCAAAAUGGCGCACAGUGAUAGCGAAUAUAUUUGUGGCAUCGACAUCUGCUGUUGGUUCCAUGCUGCUUCCCUGGCUAGCACUAUAUAUUGCAAAUUGGCGCCGAUUACUGCUAGUGACGGCGGUGCCCACGUUCAUAGUUUUGUACGCAAAAUGGUUAAUUCCUGAGAGUGUCAGGUGGUUAUUGAGCCAAGGCCGCAUUAAGGAAGCUACGUCAAUUCUAAGAAGGGUGGAGUCCAUUAAUAAAGCGAAGAUUCCUGAUGAUAUGAUGGAUGAAUUUUUGAUAUCUUCGAUAAAAAUGAAGUCACCGAAGGAGCAGUCAAUUCGCGAUAUAUUCAAGAGUCCACCACUCUGUAAAGCUAUGCUCAAGUUGAUAAUUGUAUACAUGGGAAUUGCAAUAGUUUUCGAUGGUCUCAUACGUCUCUCUGAUACGUUCGGCAUGAGUUUAUUCACCGUCUUCACUUUGAAUGAGGUCUCUGAGUUCGCAGCCAUUUUACUAGUUGCCUUUAUUCUUGAUAGGGUAGGUAGAAGGAAUUUAAGUUGGAUCCCAACUUCUUUGUGUGGUGUCAUUUUGUUCAUAAGUUUAUUUGUGGGCAAAGGUUUUGUUCUGGCGUCUUUAGUGAAUUUAGCAAGAUUUUUUUGUUCAACUUCUCUUUUAUCUAUCAUGCAAUGGAGCACAGAAAUACUACCAACUCCUUUCCGAGCAACAGGAGCAUCAGUUCUACACAUGUGCGCACUCGUCGCUGGCAUUUUAUCUACCUUUAUUGCGUACUCAGCGCGUGUGUGGACUCUACUUCCGUUAUUAAUAUUCAUUCUAGCGGCUUUUCUCACAUCAUGUAUUACUCUAACACUACCUGAAACGAAAGGGCAGCCGUUGCCGCAAUCUGUGGCCGACACCGAAAACCUCAUAAGGGAACAUUCUUUAUGCGGACGACCCGAAGAUUCUGAAGAUGGUCCAUAUAAAAAGUCAUAA
This is a messenger RNA of Arctia plantaginis, 1698 nucleotides long. Lineage: Eukaryota; Metazoa; Arthropoda; Insecta; Lepidoptera; Erebidae. The record is from the annotation of a GenBank genome assembly.